AUGGAAGACAAUCCAGCAUACAUUGCUACUAAUCCUAUUGUAGUGACAGUAAAGGAUAAUCCAGCAUAUACUGCCAAUGUUGGGAAUGAAUGUAAUGCAGUAGAUUAUGAAGAAUUGGAUCAAGUGAUAGCACAAGAUUAUGAUGAAAUUGAUGAUUGUGUAGAGGCUGUAGCUAAUAAUCAGCCUGAUAAACUACGCUCCCUUCUAUUACAAUCUUCCCUGCCCAAUUCAGAAGAAGAAAGCAAGAAUAAAAAUGAAGGUGUUUGUGUUUCUUCUCCACUCGACUCCUCACUUCAAUUAGCAGUAAAUUUAAUAAUCAGGCGUCAGGAGACUGAAUCUACUGCUACUGAGGCGACUACAGUAGAUUCUGGUCACUUUGAGUGCGUCUCCCUGCUUUUAGAACACGGAGCGUCAUUCAGUAGUCUCUCUAAAGAUGGAUUGAAAGGUGGAAAUGUAUUUGGUCUAGAGGAGCUGUUCGAGCUGUCAUUGUAUCUCUCCUCUUCUCCUUCUCUCUCUCACCUUCCAUUACCUGUACUCUCAGGCCCUCUGAGACACGCCAUUAAAGAAGGAGAUAUCAAACUAUUAGAAUCCAUCUCGAGUAAGAAUGACAAGAUACCAAACUACAGGGACAGCAUGGGUCUGACGCCACUUCACUAUCUCUCAAUGUACACGACAGAGGAACGUCCCCUACUAUUAGACGUGGGUAAGCUACUAUUGGAACAUGGUGCCAAACCAAAUCUAGCAUCUCGUACUGACCUCUCUACUCCUCUCCAUUACGCCUGCCACCAUGGUAACACGGCCGUUGUCGACCUGUUGCUAAGGGAAUCGAUUGACCCAGAGUCCCUUUUAUUGUGUCAGGACUCACUUGGGAGGACGUGUACACAUGUAGCGAUAUACAAUGAUCACUGGGACCUUGUAUCAGCGUUGGUCCAAUCGUACAGGGAUCUAUUAGCAUCUGCUGAAUGCGUAGUUGAUCAUAAAGGAUACAAUAUCAGUGGGGCUUUGUUUUAUGCUCGUUCCUCCUCCUCUCUCCCUCUCUCUCAUCAUUUAUUGACUCCCUGUCUCUCUAAGGUGGAGGCCAAUUAUUGUCUUCAUGAUGCUGUUGCUGCUGGGAAUGAUGAAAUGGUAGAGCAUGCAAUGGAGGGAGGUGCUGAUGUCAAUGUCUUUGACUUUUGUCAGCAGUCUCCACUUAUUCUAGCAUCGAAGCUAGGCCAUCAUUCCAUCUGUAAGGAGCUGCUUAGUAAAGGAGCUGAUCCUUCUCUCUCUGAUAAUUCUGGCUGGACUCCUUUGCAUUACGCAGCAGCUAAUGGCCACAAACAAGUCAUUGAAGCUUUACUUGAAUCAGGAGAUGAAAAAGGAGAGAGUCUUGAUCUUUAUCCUGUUACUAAUACUGGCUCUACUCCGUUGGAACUGAGUCUAUUACGUGGGCGAAUUGAAGUUGCACGCGUGAUCCUCUUAUCCACCAAGAGAGAAGUGUUUAAUGGUGACUGGAUGAAUCUCCUCUCAUUAGCAGCUUCACUCAAUGACCUGUCAAUCAUUAAAGAUAUUGUCCACUUGUUUUGUCCACAGCAAUGGGCCAAAUCAUUGGGCAAUUGGAUCAAUAUACCCAUCACCUCUCCUCAUAGGGAUGGAGAUAAGAAAGAGCCAGAAUGGUCUUGCUUGAAAGUAUUGACAGAACUACCUUCACCUCCAACUCUCUUUCUCAAAGAUAUCCUAUCGCCUAAAUCAGCUCGAGAAAAAUUCAAGAAGCAUCAGGAAUUCUUAGCCUCGUCUGGUCACUGCCAGUUUGUUGAUCAUGAUAUAUUUAAUUCAGAAGAGAAGAGAAAGAGCAGGAAGAAAAGAAAGCCAUUUACGUCUUGUUCUUCCAUUACAAAGAGAAAGUCUUCUCCUAUUCACAUGAUGCUCUCUGCUGGUAAUAUCCCUGGUUUGAU
This is a messenger RNA of Amphimedon queenslandica, 1931 nucleotides long. RefSeq names its product ankyrin-1-like. NCBI's taxonomy places the organism in Eukaryota, Metazoa, Porifera, Demospongiae, Haplosclerida, Niphatidae. The annotation marks the transcript as partial. Gene Ontology annotation, molecular function: protein binding. The transcript is spliced from 2 exons. The record is from RefSeq and is a predicted model, not a curated record.